This is a messenger RNA of Paramacrobiotus metropolitanus, 1776 nucleotides long. Its product is annotated as farnesyl pyrophosphate synthase-like. Gene Ontology annotation, biological process: trans, trans-farnesyl diphosphate biosynthetic process. Gene Ontology annotation, molecular function: (2E,6E)-farnesyl diphosphate synthase activity; dimethylallyltranstransferase activity. The transcript has 8 exons. Lineage: Eukaryota; Metazoa; Tardigrada; Eutardigrada; Parachela; Macrobiotidae. The coding region runs from base 436 to 1488 and encodes 350 amino acids. Gene Ontology annotation, cellular component: cytoplasm. The record is from RefSeq and is a predicted model, not a curated record.
GCCCUCAGAAAUCAUUCGAUGCUUCUUCGUUUUGAUUUUUAACAGGACGAUGGUUAUCGCUAAUUGCUUCAUAAGAACAAGGAGGUCUAUGCUUGAGUUUAGUUUUCAAAUCAUUGUCAGCUGAUUGUGAGUUUGUAAAGCGGCAUCGUUCCCCUUAUUCACAUUCGAAUGGAAACGUGUUUUCUGUUCUGAUCUUCCACAAGGCAUAUGAUAUUAUUGAAAUCUGAUUUGCUCUAAAUCGUACGAUAUUGUCCGUCGUCUGGUAGUGAUCUGAGUUUUUUUAAUUUUUCCAAUAAUCCCAUUAUCUCUUGCUAACAGUAGCAGCUGGCUACUAUAAUUAUUGAGUUCUGUGUCUUCCGUAUGUCAUUAAUAGAAGAUCUUUUGUAAACAAAUACUCUGUAUGUGGCUGUGCUUUAGUUUUUGCAUCGUGUUACAAUGGCCCAGUCGAAUCACAAAGAAUCUCUACAGGAAAAGUUUGAUUCCACUUUUCAGCACAUUUUAAGCGAACUGACUUCGCGAACGGCGGAUCCAGGAACGACGGAAGCGUUGAAUCACUUUCGAUCCGUGCUGGAGGAAAAUGUGCCUCAUGGAAAAAAGAAUCGCGGACUGUCCGUGGCGGAAACAUAUAAACUGCUCAUGAAACAUCCGCACAUUCCCGAAGAAAACGAUCUGCAGGCUGUUAUCCUAGGAUGGUGUGUAGAAAUGUUGCAAGCAUUUUUCCUUGUUGCGGAUGAUAUUAUGGACCAGUCGCACACGAGACGCGGAAAGCCUUGCUGGUUUAGAAAUAAAGGAGUUGGGUUGAUGGCAAUUAAUGACGCUUUUUAUCUGGAAAACGCCAUUUACGCCUUGAUAAAAGCCCAUUUUGAUGGGCUUCCUUGUUAUGUGAAAAUCCUGGAAUUAUUUCAUGAAGUUACAUUACAAACGAUAACUGGCCAGUGCUUGGACAUGGUGUUUUCUCGACCAGAUGAACCGGUAGACUUUACGAAAUACACGCGAGAAAACUAUGAUGCCAUUGUCAAGUUCAAAACAGCGUAUUAUUCCUUUUACCUUCCGGUUGCCCUUGCGAUGUACUUGGCCGGGAUAUAUGAAACUGAUUCACAUCAAAGGGCAAAAGCAAUUCUUUUAGAGAUGGGACAUUUUUUUCAAGUUCAGGACGAUUACUUAGACUGUUACGGUGCACCGGAAGUUAUAGGGAAAAUAGGAACGGAUAUUCAAGAUAAAAAAUGCAGUUGGCUAAUUGUCCAGGCUUUAGAACGCGGCACUCCCGAACAUAGAAAGAUUUUAGAGACAAACUAUGGAAUCGAUAAACCGGAAUGUAUUUCGCGCAUCAAGCAGGUUUACGAAGAUCUAGGAAUGCGCGAAGUAUUUCUCCAGUAUGAAGAAGAAUCAGCAUUUCGCAUAACAGAGCUAAUUGAACAACUGUGUGGAGAUCUGCCCCAGUCGAUAUUCCUUGCAUUUUUCCAAAAGAUCUUCAAAAGGCAAAAAUAGAUACUUUCAUUUUAAUUGUCGAGGCGUGUGGAAUUUGCACAUUGAGAGUUUGUUUAGAUUUUGUUUAGAGUCUCAGUUAAUUAUAGCAAGUCGUAUAUUGCACUGCUUAUAGUGUAACGUGAAGUCCACUAGUCGCGAAAAUUCCGAACAGACAGAUUUAUCAUUUAUUUAUUUCGGUUUCGGCAUUACUAUCUGUCAAAUAUAAAACUCUCAGGCAAUUGUCAGCAUCGGUGCGUAUGUCCAUUUGGGGAACACUCGCUUAUAUAAUUUUAAUAAAACUGUGUCAGA